Molecule: messenger RNA, 4611 nt
Organism: Magallana angulata
Lineage: Eukaryota; Metazoa; Mollusca; Bivalvia; Ostreida; Ostreidae
Product: myosin-IIIb-like
Exons: 30
Coding region: 148-3390 (1080 amino acids)
Cellular component (GO): myosin complex
Molecular function (GO): ATP binding; cytoskeletal motor activity; protein binding
Source: RefSeq, a predicted model, not a curated record
AAACUAGUAUUCGUAAGCCCUCGGUAAGGAGCUAUAAACAGUGAGUGGUCUUGGGUUGGAAAAAAAGGAAGUGCCUUGAUAUCAUUCAUUGUGUGAACCUAUGCACAGGUAAAGAGAUAAGAAACAGGUAACGAAACAGCUGGGAAGAUGGAGAGAGACAAACCGGGAUCUACCGAGGAUUUAGCGACACUUGCUAACCUUGAUGGUAAGGUGCUGCUGAAUGAAUUAAAAGUGAGAUACCUGGACAGCAAUAUUUAUACAUAUGUUGGGGACAUACUUGUUGCUAUCAACCCAUUUAGACCCCUCCACAUCUACGGAGAAGAGGAAUCACAGAAGUAUUAUCUGGAAAAGAAGAGUUCCAACCCACCACAUAUUUUCGCCAUCGCAGAUGCAGCUUACCAAUGCAUGCUGGGAUAUGGUGGACGAAUUCCACAAAAUCAAUGUGUGCUUAUCAGUGGAGAGAGUGGAGCAGGGAAGACAGAGAGCACCAAGUUAAUCAUCAAACAGUUGAUAGAGUUAUGUCGGGGCAAUACUCAGCUAGAACAGCAAAUCCUCCAGGUCAACCCUUUAUUAGAGGCCUUCGGAAAUGCCCGAACAGCCAUGAAUGACAAUUCUAGUCGCUUUGGAAAAUACAUCCAGCUGAUUUUCCGUGAUGGACACGUGGAUGGGGCUAAGAUCUCAGAAUAUCUGUUGGAAAAGUCCAGAGUUGUCCAUCAAAAUGGAGAGGAGGAAAACUUUCACAUUUUCUAUUACAUGUUUGGAGGUUUAUCAGCUGAACAGCGAAAAAACUACAACUUAUUACCACCUGGGAAACACAGGUAUUUGACAAAUGGUGCUGAUUGUUUGAAGCGUGAACCUUCAUAUUUCAAGAAACAGUAUGAUGAGCUGGUGAACGCCAUGGACCUGGUCGGGUUUACCGAUGAGGAGGAAGACAACCUUUUCUCAAUCGUUGCUGCUGUCCUCCAUAUGGGAAACGUGACCUUUGAAAUGGAUGAUGAUGAGGCUUCUUUUGUGGAAGAUGAAAACGGACCAGUUAAAAUGGCAGCAAAUGUGCUGGGAGUGAGCAGUGAGGAGUUAGUGGGAACAUUGACGAACAUGGUCACCUUCACACGGGGAGAGCAGAUCAAACGACACUACACAAAGGCCAUGGCCGAAGAUGCCAGAGAUGCUGUGAGCAAGGCCCUGUAUGGGAGACUCUUUGGAUGGAUUGUCAACAAAAUCAACCAGCUUCUGGCCCCCAAGGACCAGUCCAGUGUUGAAGCCAGAGAAAUUGGUAUUCUGGACAUUUUUGGAUUUGAACACUUUGAGAAAAACAGCUUUGAACAAGCAUGCAUAAAUCUAGCAAAUGAACAGCUACAAUUUUUCUUUAAUCAGCAUGUGUUCAAAAUGGAACAAGAAGAGUAUAUGAAGGAGGGCAUUGACUGGAAGGAGAUCAAAUUUGUGGACAAUCAGCCAUUAUUGAAUUUGUUUUUAAACAAACCCAUUGGAAUUUUGUCUUUAUUGGAUGAAGAGACUCAUUUUCCUAAGGGAACAGAUGAGUCUCUGGUGGAAAAGUUAAACAUUCACUUUGGUGGAAACAGUUAUUAUGGAAAGUCAGCACAGUCCAAGUCCAGGAAAUUCACAAUCAACCAUUAUGCUGGAAAGGUAACAUAUGAUGCUUCUCGCUGGUUGGACAAGAAUCGAGACACGUUGCCACCUGGUGUCACUGAAAUGUUACAGACUAGUUCAAAUGAGCUCGUUAAGCUGAUAUUCAGAGGACAGAUAACAAGAACGGGAUCCUUAGCUCUCCAGGCCAGGAAAUCCACCAGAACAACAAGGAGAAGCAAGAAGCCCCCACCCGCUGGAAGCCAUGCUGGCGGACGGAAGCGAAAACAGACAGUCGCCGGACAGUUCAAAAAUUCUUUGGGUAUUCUGAUGGAGAGAAUGAUGUCAUCAUCCCCAAUAUUUGUUCGGUGUCUAAAGCCCAACCAUGUCAAAGUCCCAGGAAAGUUUGAUGAAACCUACAUUCAAGGCCAGUUAUUAUACACUGGUAUGCUGGAGACAAUCAAAAUCAGGAGAGAGGGGUUUGCUGUAAGGCCAUCCUUUGCUGAAUUUGUUGAAAAAUACAAAAUCAUUGUGUGUGAGGCUGCCCUUCCAGGAACAAAACAGAAUUGUUUGAGAAUCUUAAAGGCAAGCAAAAUUGUCGGCUGGCAGAUGGGAAAAACUAAAGUUUUUAUGAAAUACUACCACUUAGAACAAUUGUCAGAUGUCUUUAAAAAAAUGGGAAAAUCUGCCAUAAAAAUACAAAAAGUGAUAAGAGGAUUUCUUGGGCGACAGGAAUAUCGGCGCAGACUUGCCCAGGCAAGGAGUGAGGCAGAGCGGGUAAAACACUUGGCCGACGACAUCUACAACAUCAACAUCCACCUGUGUAACCAGCUACAGAUAGCCAAACAGAAUGACACCAAAAUCCCUCCCAGUUUCUUUGGUGUUUCCAAUGACCCAGACUUUCCCCCUAUACCGGACUUUACUGAUGUUGAAUCUGUGAAAGCCAGCGUCAAAAGUUAUGAAAAACCAUCACCCAAAAAGACAUUUCAUGAAAUGGGCAUUCAGGCACGAAAGCCAUUUCCGGAAAAUGCUGAUGGUAGUUCAUCAGACUCGGAGUUUUCAGAAGAUGAGUUUAAACCUGUGUCCUCACAAGCCUUCGGUACCCCCGGGACCCGACAGGCCACCAUUCGUUGGUUCAAGGAAACCCAGGCCCACCAAAUAUACGACCCUGUCAACACCAGUGGCAACUUCAUUGCAGAAUGGUUCCAUGGGGUCAUAAGUCGCAGAGAAUCUGAAUCAUUAUUAAAGAGAAAACCAAGUGGCUGCUUCUUAAUAAGAGUCAGUGAGAGCAGAUUUGGCUACACUUUGUCUUUCAGUGGAGGUGAUCGUACAAGACAUUACAUGAUUGAUCAACUCCCAAACAAGAAAUACAUCAUCAUUGGAGAGCCAAAAGUCCAUAGGACUCUCAAGGAUUUAGUAGAUUAUCACAAACACGUUAAGAUUUCGAAUUGGAAUGGGUUCCUCACAGAACCAUGUGGACAGGAACAAGGUAUCUGUGAUUACCAAGAACUUGUGGGACCAAACUUUUACUUUCAAUUGGAACAGUCCGACCAGAAAAAUUCUAGCCAAAAUUCAUCAAGAAAUCCACAGAGAAGACUCGCUUCCAGAGUAAGUCGAGGCCAGGACACCCCAUCCAGAAAUGGUCACGUGACACCUGCCGACUCCGCCCCUCCUGUCCCAGAACGUAGCUACUCAGUGGCCAAGCCUAUUCCCCAGCAGGCCUCUGUAAUGAGUAGUCGCCCCCUCCCAAGGAGGCCUGAUGAAGCAUAUGAAAGAUUGCUAGCACACCAGACAAAACAACAUUGAGUCUAGAGACGGUAGCAGGAGCAGCCCUCCCAGGCCUCCCUUCGUGAUCAAUACUGUGUAAUAGUUCUUGUAGGCUUGUCCAUGAACUUAGAAAUUCUACACGGCUACAUCGCUGACUUUGAACUGGAAUGCAAAAGAUUUCGGAAAUGUUUUUUGGUCUUUAUUUUUUGCAAUUUACAGCAUAAUAGAUUAUAUACUCUCUAUGUUGCCUGGUUGAAUCAGGGUAUAUGUUAUGGUGACGCAGAUUCCUGUGCUAUAUAUGUUUAUAUAUGUGCUUAUUUUUGUGCAAUCAUAUUUUUCUACAAUGUGUUGAUAUUGUAAGAUGAUUUGUAUUUUUUUUUUCUAGAACACUAUAAGUUUGAUUAGUUGUCUCGCGUAAAUUAUUUCAGUAACAGUAUUUUGAUGUCAUAAUAUUCAUGUAUCCAGAGAUUUGUUUUAAUACAGAUAUUUAGCCUAAUAUUACAAGCUUUGUAUGUUAUGAGGAAAAAUAACAUUUUUUUUCUUCGUUUACGAAAACAUUUUCAUAAUUACUUGAAAGCUUUUUUCUCAUGCUUGGAAAGAGCUCAUUUCUCAAAGUUUACAAAGAUAGCUUACUAUACAUUUUAUUACUUUAAGGCAGAAACACUAAUACACCGCAACCCCGAGUAAACCCAUAUUGUUUUACUUCCGUGGCACUUCCGAAAUCGUCCUAUUCAUUGUCGAUCAUGGACCACCAGUUACCUUUACGUUAAACAAAUCGUGAUUUUUUAACAUUUCAUCAUUUUCAUUGCAAUUGUAUUGAAAGCAUUCCUUUUCAUUGUGUACCGGAAAUGUAAUUCUCUUUGCCUCGUAGCAUGUCUGGGACAUCCUCUUCCUCUACAACAUUAUAUACAUUAUUGAAUUAUGUUUCGUUUUUCUCAUUUUGUUUCACGUUUUGAUCAUCUAAUUAUGUUAUCAAGAUAUUCGAAAGGGAAGUGAUCAUAAGCGUUAAACAUGUAUUGUAGAUGACUUUUUUUUUGUACAUUUCUGCCAUUUUUAAGGAACUUCCUAGUGCGUGUAUCUAUGUAAAGUUUCCUGUAUAUGUUGUGACGUCUAUCAUUUCACUUGUUAAGAAAGAAUAUGCAUUGUUUUACAAGUUUUAUAGUUGUAUUGCAAUGUUAUUAAACAGUCACGUUAUUGAAGUUUGCGCUGUUUAGUUGCAUUAAAAAUGAAAUUUUGCAAUUAAAUGUCUAAUGCUUUCCA